Molecule: messenger RNA, 1012 nt
Organism: Populus nigra (black poplar)
Lineage: Eukaryota; Viridiplantae; Streptophyta; Magnoliopsida; Malpighiales; Salicaceae
Product: LIM domain-containing protein WLIM1-like
Exons: 5
Coding region: 206-799 (197 amino acids)
Biological process (GO): actin filament bundle assembly
Cellular component (GO): plasma membrane; actin cytoskeleton
Molecular function (GO): actin filament binding
Source: RefSeq, a predicted model, not a curated record
UUGCCAUUUGCCACUAACUUCAAUUGUACAACUCUGCUUUGGUCUCCGCAAUAACCUGCUGCACACAUUUGUCCAUCAUUUCUCUUCCUUAUCUUCCCCCCAUUACUUUUCUCAUUAGUCCUCCUCAGAAACAAAGCAAACAAAGGGAGGCGAUAGGAGCAUAGGAGAUUACAGUUGCAUUUUCUAAGCUGAGAAUUUUGAGGCCAUGGCAUUUGCAGGAACAACCCAGAAAUGUAUGGCAUGUGACAAGACUGUCUAUCUUGUGGACAGGUUAGCAGCUGAUAACCGUGUGUACCACAAGGCUUGCUUCCGGUGCCAUCAUUGCAGAGGAACCCUCAAGCUUGGCAACUACAAUUCCUUUGAAGGGGUACUCUACUGCAGGCCACAUUUUGAUCAACUCUUCAAAAGAACUGGAAGUCUUGACAAAAGCUUUGAGGGGACACCAAAAAUUGUAAAACCAGAGAAACCUGUUGAUGGGGAGAAACCUAUAUCAACUAAAGUCUCGACCAUGUUCGCUGGAACCAGAGACAAGUGUUUCGGCUGCAAGAACACUGUCUAUCCUACUGAGAAGGUUUCGGUGAAUGGAACUCCUUACCACAAAAGCUGCUUCAAAUGCAUUCAUGGAGGAUGUACAAUUAGCCCAUCCAACUACAUUGCACAUGAAGGUCGCCUCUACUGCAAACACCACCACAACCAACUUAUCAAGGAAAAGGGUAAUCUGAGCCAACUUGAGGGUGAUGUUGAGAAGGAUUCCAUGAAUGACAAAACUAAUGGAAGAGAAGUUUCUGCUGAAUCAUAAAAUGCUGAACGAGUGUAUUUUCCUGCCUUACAAUGUUGUUGUCGCCCUCAUGGUUUAUUUACACUUCCUGCAGUUCAAAUGGCUUUAUGCCUACGAGUUAGAUUGAAAUCAUGAUAUUUAUCACCGAAAUGUGUGGGAUUUUGUUUGUUGUAUUUGGAUUUUGUUCUGCGACUAUGGAUGCUCGCGUGAGAUGAGAAGACCUAUUUGAUUCUA